This is a messenger RNA of Symbiodinium sp. CCMP2592, 432 nucleotides long. Lineage: Eukaryota; Dinophyceae; Suessiales; Symbiodiniaceae. The record is from the annotation of a GenBank genome assembly.
AUGGCUGAGCACCUAGAGGCCAAUUUGGCCAUGGAAGAGGAUGCGGCCAUCGCUGCACUGCUUGCUCUGCAUCCCUCGCAGCUCUACCGCCUCAGAAGCAUGGUGGCAAGGGCAACAGAUGCAGCGAUAAAUGGCGGCCUCAGAAGCAUGGUGGCAAGGGCAACAGAUGCUGCGAUAGAUGGCGGUGCUGGUGGCGGAACGGCGGAAGCCGCAAGUCCCUUGCUACACUCCGAAAGCCUUUCCGAGCUGCUGGCGGCCGCUGCCCCCACGGGUGCUGCACCUUCGUCACUGCCAGCGGCAGCUCCCACAGCUACUGCAGCUUCGGUGGCAGUGGCAACUCCGGCGGCAGUGGAAAGCAGAAAGGUGCGGAAGGGUAACCAGGAGCGGAAGCGAGCCCGAGCUGAGUCUCCAGUCUGUCUAGACAAGACAUAA